AUGAAGUAUUCACGGCGGACAGAAAAAGCAAGAACUGCUGACCCAGAUUCGAGGGUAGAAGACGGUGGUGAAAAAAAGGAGGCGAAAGAGAAUCCACUGAAGAGGAUAAAAAGCCGUGAGCUGCGUGGUGGCAUCAUGUAUUACAGUUGUCAUUGUAUAAAGCGGAAUGGUCUGCAGCAUGAUUGCCGGCGCACCGGUUGUGGCGGAGAACCAGCGUGUCUAGUUCUGCCGGACCCUUUGUGUGCACCGAGCCAGUUGGCCCGAGCUCGCGGGCUUGCAGAUCCGGCACCUUUAGCAGCACAUAUUCAAUCACAAGGAGGCGGUCCAGGUUUAACGGAUCCCGGCAAUGGAUCUGGCACUAACAAGAGAUUCAUAGUGUGUGAACUAAAAGGCAUUGCUCUGGACACGUCCACCAACAACAAAAACGGCCAAUGCUGUUGUUCAUCAAAUGCUGAGUCAAGCAAUAAAUAUGGAGCGGCCGCGGGAGGAUUACCAGUUCUAGUGAUGAAACUUUGUUAGUAACUUACUUGCCUGACUGCUGAGUUAAGAAAAGGUGC
Molecule: messenger RNA, 557 nt
Organism: Bicyclus anynana (squinting bush brown)
Lineage: Eukaryota; Metazoa; Arthropoda; Insecta; Lepidoptera; Nymphalidae
Exons: 3
Coding region: 1-519 (172 amino acids)
Source: RefSeq, a predicted model, not a curated record